AUGAGGAAGUACGUCCCCGAUAAGUAUCGCGCCGCGAUCGCGGACGUUCGACCCGGGGCGCAUGACUACGUCGGAGGCGUCUGCGCGACGUCGCAAGUUUUGCGACACGUCGCUCGGUACGCGUCGUUGGCGCCAAUGGUUCUCCUCGGCGCGCCCGCGCUCGCGCGCGGCGUCGCGCUCGCGAUGCUCUCGUGCGUCGUCGCGUUCGCGCUCGCCGCGCCGGCGAUGCUCGCGCUCGCGUGGAUGACGUGGAGAAGGCUCGGGCACCCCGCGCCGGCGACGCGCUUCGAGCCGCGCGUCGAAGACGACGACGACGACGACGACGACGACGACGACGACGACGACGACGACGACGCGACGCGAACGGAGGACGACGCUUCCCCGACCAACGCGAGCCCACGACGACGCCCCGUCCGACGCGUCGCCGUCAUCGGCGGCGGCGCCGCGGGCCUCGCGACGCUCCGCCAGCUCCUGGACGUCGGCGUCGACGCGACGCUGUUCGAACGAAGCGACGACGUCGGCGGGCUGUGGAGCUACGACGACCGGCGCGCGUGCAAGGUGUUCGACAACGUCCUGCAGAACGUCACGAAGCACCACAACAGAUUCGCCGGGCACGCCGCGCCCGCGCACUGGCCCGUGUACCUCGGGCACAGGCACACGCUCGAGUACCUCCGGUCGUUCGCGAAGCGCUUCGGCCUGCGCGCGCGCGUCAGGCUGCGGAGCGAAGUCUCUCGCGUCGAGAAAAACGUCGACGACGGCUCGUUCUCCGUGACGGUUCGAAGAACGGAGGCGUUCCCCGCGUUCGUCAACGACAAAGCGAAAGCGAAAGCGAAAGCGAACGCGAACGCGACGACGAAGAAGAAACCGCGGUACGCGAGCUGCGCGUUUUUCCCGCCGCCCGAGAAUAACGCGCCCGAAGAAACCCCGGACGAGGAGACGCACGUCUUCGACGCCGUCUGCGUCUGCACCGGUCAGCUCUCGAGACCGAAGAAGAUCUCGUGCCCGGGGAUCGAAUCGUUCCCCGGGAAGGUGAUGCACUCGUCCGCGUACCGCGUCCCGGGCGACCUCGCGCGGAAGCGCGUGUUGAUCGUCGGCGUCGGCGCGGCGUCCGGGUCCGACGUGGCGCAGGACGCGUGCGGCGCGGCGCGCUCGGUGACCGUCGCCGCGCGCACGGACCGGUGGAUCCUCUCGCGCGGGUUAUCUCAAGGGCACCCGACGUUGCUGCUGCUGCUCACGACGUGGAUGCCCGCGUGGUUGGGCGUGCUGCUCGUGCUGUACGGCGACUGGAUCCCGUGCCUCAGAGUCCUCGCCGCCGGGAUGACAGACUCGAGGGAUUUUCUCACCUCCGUCGCGCUCAGGAAGAUCGCCGUCGUGAAGUCCACGGUCGCGAACGUCUCCGGCUCGACCGUCACGUUCCGCGACGGCACGUCCGGGACCUUCGACGCGAUCGUGUUCGCGACCGGGUACGCCCGCGACGUCCCGUUCAUGCCGAAACGUUUACGACCGGAGGCGACGGGGCUGUACAAAGGCGUCUUCGCGCCGAGCGACCCUCGCGUCGCGUACGUGCUCUUCGUGCUGCCGUUCGGGUCGCACUUCCAAGUCGCGGAGCUCCAAGCGCGGUGGAUCGCGAUGACGUUCGCGGGCGCGCUCGGCCUCCCGAGCGCGGAGGUCAUGGAAGCGCACGCGAGGGACAUGGAGGACGAGGGGCACGGGAAGCUCGGGGAGUUCCACCGCGUGCAGUUUUGGCGCCUGUGCCAAAAGCCAAACGCCGUCUUCGACGCGAUCAAGUCGUGUAUCGCGCGGCCGCGACGCGCGACGAGCGUCGCGUGGGCGCGGUACGCCGCGCCGUUCCAGGAGUGGGACCCGGCGUUCGGCGCGGGGAGUCGCGAAGGCGAAGGCGAAGGCGGCGACGCGCGUCUGACGCGCGGGCAAGCGCGGUUCACGGACGGGGAGUUCGGCGUCCCCGCGUGGGGCGCGUGGAAGUUCGCGUGA
Messenger RNA from Micromonas pusilla CCMP1545, 1992 nucleotides. RefSeq lists its product as uncharacterized. Lineage: Eukaryota; Viridiplantae; Chlorophyta; Mamiellophyceae; Mamiellales; Mamiellaceae. Gene Ontology annotation, molecular function: N,N-dimethylaniline monooxygenase activity; NADP binding; flavin adenine dinucleotide binding. The transcript has 3 exons. Bases 1 to 1992 code for a protein of 663 amino acids. The record is from RefSeq and is a predicted model, not a curated record.